AUGUGCCUGUUUUUGGUGACUAACUCGGAUGUCUCUUGUCUCCUGCCGCGUUCGGAAUCAGACCUGUCGUUACGGCUUACAAGCCUGCAGAACCAGAACGAGCUGCUCGACAAAGGCUAUCAGCAAGGAGGCGCGCUGAAUAAGAAGAAGAAAAAGAAGCGGAGACACAGGACCAUUUUCACCAGCUACCAGGUAGAAGAGCUGGAGAAGGCAUUCAAGGAGGCACACUAUCCAGACGUCUACGCCAGGGAGAUGCUGUCCCUGAAGACUGACCUGCCCGAAGACCGGAUACAGGUAGGAUUACAGAGCCAUAUGCCUUAG
Pollicipes pollicipes is the source of this 321-nucleotide messenger RNA. Its product is annotated as visual system homeobox 2-like. Gene Ontology annotation, molecular function: sequence-specific double-stranded DNA binding. Bases 1 to 321 code for a protein of 106 amino acids. NCBI's taxonomy places the organism in Eukaryota, Metazoa, Arthropoda, Thecostraca, Pollicipedomorpha, Pollicipedidae. Gene Ontology annotation, cellular component: nucleus. The record is from RefSeq and is a predicted model, not a curated record. The transcript is spliced from 4 exons. Gene Ontology annotation, biological process: regulation of transcription by RNA polymerase II.